AUGACGCCGGCGGCCGCGGCGGCGGCGGCUCGGGAGCACGACAAGAAGCUGCUGUACUUCGCCGGCGGCGCCAUCAUGCUGAUCGCGGUGACCACGGCGUUCGCCAGCAUCGCCAUCAUGCGCUCCGCGCUGCAGAACGUCAACAAGCACCGCAAGGGCAAGGCGCAGUACACGCUGCAGGCGGCCGACCUCAAGCCGCUGGGACACCGCCAGGACGCGGCGGUUCAGUACCCUGACAAGAUGCCGAUGGUGGCGGUCCCUGCCGCAGAUAAGCCGCGCAGAAAGAAGGCCGCCGCCCGCAAGGCUGCCGAGCGCCACCGGCCGGCCAAGAAGAAAGCCCGCGCCACAACCAGGAAGGCCAAGAAGGCGACCACCGGCCGCCGCAAGGCUGCCAAGGCUGCCAAGAGCGCAGCAAAGAGCAAGAAGCACGCCAAGAAGCCCACCACGACGGAGCCCGUGGAAAAGAAUGACGAAGACGAGCAGGACGACGAGUAA
This is a messenger RNA of Dermacentor albipictus, 495 nucleotides long. Its product is annotated as histone H1-gamma, late-like. NCBI's taxonomy places the organism in Eukaryota, Metazoa, Arthropoda, Arachnida, Ixodida, Ixodidae. The record is from RefSeq and is a predicted model, not a curated record.